AUGAUGAACCAUGAUGGUGAUGCUGCUGCUAUGGAUGUCUCAUCACUACCACCUUCAUCACCUUCAUCACCCCUUACACCUUUACCAUUUGAAUACACACCUCCAACCAAUCCUUUUAACCCACAAACAUUCUUUCUUUCAGACAUCAUGCACCCUGGUGUUCCUCCUCCUACUGAUGCAACACUUUCAUAUCAAGAACAAGAUAUGGUGAUUGAAUCAUCAUGGCUUACACUUUCACUCCCACCACUACCUCAGCCUUUACCGUUUGAAUACAGACCAUUAACACCUUCAAUUUCUCCUCCUAAUGCUACCACCAGUAGCAAUAGCGAGGGGCUGGAAAGUCCUCAAACUAUUCAACCACCAUUCCCAUGGGCUACUUUAAAGCCCGCCACCGUUCACACUCUCGAUCACUUAUUGUUUCAUUUGAAUAUAAACACUAUUUCAGGUACUCUUGAAUGCAAAUCCUGUAAUUUUCAACAGACUGACUUUCGUUUUGAUUUGCUUAAAAACUUUGAGAAGGUGGCAAAUUUCAUUAUGGUGGAAAAACACAAAAUGUGUAAUCGUGCACCCGAAGCCUGGAUGAAACCGGUGUUGCCAAACUGCGAGAAUUGUGGAAGAAAAAGCACAAUGCAGCCAUUUAUUGGGAAGGAAAAAGAGAUUAAUUGGCUGUUUUUGCUUUUGGGUGAGAUGAUAGGGUGUUGCAAUCUUGAGCAUUUGAAGUAUUUUUGCAAACAUGCUGAUAUGCAUAAAACAGGUGCCAAAGAUAGAUUGCUGUAUCAAACAUAUUUGGGUUUAUGCAAACAACUCCAACCAGAAGGACCCUUUGAUCUAUAG
This is a messenger RNA of Vicia faba (fava bean), 834 nucleotides long. NCBI's taxonomy places the organism in Eukaryota, Viridiplantae, Streptophyta, Magnoliopsida, Fabales, Fabaceae. The record is from the annotation of a GenBank genome assembly.